UGGGGGUAGCGUCUCUGCUGCUGCUUCGGGCUGGGGUCCCGUCGCCAGGGCAAGAAGCCCUCUCAGAUUUGAGAGGAGUCAUGAGCCGUUUCCUGAAUGUGUUACGAAGCUGGCUGGUUAUGGUGUCCAUCAUAGCUAUGGGGAACACUCUACAGAGCUUCCGAGACCACACCUUUCUCUAUGAAAAGCUCUACACCGGCAAGCCAGACCUGGUGAAUGGCCUCCAAGCUCGGACCUUUGGGAUCUGGACGCUGCUCUCGUCAGUGAUUCGCUGUCUCUGUGCCAUCGACAUCCGCAACAAGACGCUCUACCACAUCACGCUCUGGACCUUCCUUCUUGCUCUGGGGCACUUCCUCUCUGAGCUGUUUGUAUACGGGACCGCAGCUCCCACGAUUGGCGUCCUGGCACCCCUGAUGGUGGCAAGUUUCUCAAUCCUGGGUAUGCUAGUUGGGCUCCGGUACCUAGAAGCAGAACCAGUAUCCAGACAAAAGAAGAGAAACUGAGACCAACAGUACCACCUCCGAGACUUCGUCUUCCACCUUUGCUGUCUUCUGCCAUCAUCCUCUCUGCGCUUUCACUUCUUUUCUGCUCCAUCAUCAGCCCCGUUAUGUACUUUGAGCCUUUUAUGCUUUGUUUUGGUUUUAUCACAUUUAAAAUUUUUAAAGAUAUAACAAGCAUACAGAAAAAUAUAUAAUGUAUGAACAAUUUAAAGAAUCAUUUUAAAGUGACUCCUCUGUGCCUCCAUCCAGAUCAAGAAAUUGCCAGCCCCUCAGAAGCCCACUGUGUGCCCUGCCCCCGCCCGCAGCCUCUUGGAGGAUCUCUUUCCAAGCCUCCAGCUUUUUUCCUUUUAUUUCCAUCCCUUGAUUUGACUUGUGUGGUGGGAACAAGUGGACUGUGAAACUUAAAGCUGCUGCCUCGCCCAGAGCAGCUGCCACCAAGGGCUGCUUCGAGGGGUUGUCCACGCAUGCUGGGCUCCUCUCUGCUGCUGGACCCAAGACUCCGAACCAUCUGAGGAACAGGCAGUUCUUCUAAGAAGGGCUCCCUUGUGAGUGAGCAUGGCUUAUAUCCUUGUAGCUGCAAAUGGGUUACGGUUGGAAGAGUCUGGGCUGUUUUUAGACCUUCUGGUCAGCUGUAUUUGUGUAAUGAAUUUUGUAAUAAAUAGAAAAACCCUCUGCUC
Messenger RNA from Miniopterus natalensis, 1177 nucleotides. RefSeq names its product ergosterol biosynthesis 28 homolog (gene ERG28). Gene Ontology annotation, molecular function: protein-macromolecule adaptor activity. Gene Ontology annotation, cellular component: membrane; endoplasmic reticulum. The record is from RefSeq and is a predicted model, not a curated record. NCBI's taxonomy places the organism in Eukaryota, Metazoa, Chordata, Mammalia, Chiroptera, Miniopteridae.